Molecule: messenger RNA, 1464 nt
Organism: Aaosphaeria arxii CBS 175.79
Lineage: Eukaryota; Fungi; Ascomycota; Dothideomycetes; Pleosporales
Product: DUF159-domain-containing protein
Exons: 5
Coding region: 110-1330 (406 amino acids)
Biological process (GO): DNA damage response
Molecular function (GO): single-stranded DNA binding
Source: RefSeq, a predicted model, not a curated record
UCAGACUCAGACACAACCAAAAACAUUUACAGAAAAAUGCAGCACUGAACGACGUCAGAAUGUGUGGCAGCGACCGGGAGAGGUACGGCAGCGUCUUCGAGAGUCGCACAUGCCAGUAGACGAAGCUCCCGAUGACGAUGCAGUUCGACAAACAUACAAUUUUGCCCCAGGAUAUCAUGGACUCGUAUACCGCGCAGACGGUCCCGAUCAUGGUGGUAGCUACGCUGCAGAGAAACGUGGCGAACCUGACGAGACGAGCAAGAGCGGCGAGUCCGAGCAGGUGUCUUCCUCGCAGGAGAAGCUCGAUGAUACCAGGUACAUGUUGCAGAGCAUGAAAUGGGGUCUAAUUCCCUUCUGGACGAAGCGCAACCCCGACUACGGAUCCAUGAUGAAAACAAUCAACUGUCGCGACGACUCUCUCUACGACGACCGUGGCAUGUGGACGAGCAUGAAGAAGAAAAAGCGAUGCAUCGUCAUUGCCGAGGGCUUCUACGAGUGGUUGAAGAAGAACAAUGGCAAAGAAAAGAUCCCCCACUUCACCAGGCGCAAGGACGGCCAACUCAUGUGCUUCGCAGGGUUGUGGGACUGCGUCAAAUAUGAUGAUAGUGACGAGAAGCAUUACACGUAUACAAUCAUCACGACCGAUUCGAACAGCCAACUCAAGUUCUUACACGACCGCAUGCCCGUGAUCCUCGAAAACGGGUCGGAAGCGCUUCGAACAUGGCUGGAUCCUAAGCGCGACGAAUGGAGCAAAGACCUACAGAGCCUGCUCAAGCCGUUCGAGGGGGAGCUAGAAUGCUACCCUGUAAGCAAGGACGUUGGCAAGGUCGGCAACAAUUCGCCAACGUUCAUCGUGCCUAUUGAUAGCAAAGAGAACAAGAAUAACAUUGCCAAUUUCUUUGGUAACCAACGAAAGGCCGCCAAGGCGAAGACCGAUAGCGACGUAAUGGGAAAACCUGCAGACACUUUGAAGGAGGAGCCAGAGAGCAAAGGAAUCAAAGUGGAACACGACGUCAAUGAGACCCGUGAAACGACCAACCGAGUAGAAGGUACCGAAGACAAUGCGCCACUGCCAGUUCCAGCGCAGUCGAGAGGUAUCAAACGGGAGCGCAGCGAAGGUGGUGAUGGCGAUGGUGACACAGCAGACCGUGUACCCCAACAGAAGCUGAAGGGGUGGAGCGCAUCCCCACAGAAGAGUGCCGCGAGGUCACCUGUCAAGAAGGCAAAGACCAGGAGCGCGACGAGCAAUUCCAACGCAGCGGCAGCGAAGGGCAGUCCGGUUAAGGGAGAUGGCACUCGAAAGAUCACGUCGUUCUUCAGCAACAAGUGAAGUGGGCGGGUGAACCGGAAGUUUGGGCUCGGAGAAGGCGAUGACCAGUCAUCAUGUGGUUGGAUUUUGCUGCGCCGAUAUAAGGUCAAGCAGGUCGAUAUGCCUUUGGAUCUAGGGUAUCUAUUAUUGCGCGC